CGUUAGCGUGUCCCGUGACCAGCUCACGUGAAUUUCGACGAAAAUUCAAACCCAAGACGACGAAAGUAACACCAGCUCUCCGCUGGUCCAUCCCAUCAUGGACAUCCUGGAGCAGCAUCUUGAUCAACAGGACGUCAGUCCCACAAGUCCUAAGGAAGAGAAUACCCAGGGAAUUGCCAUUGAGGACACGGAGAUCGCCGACUGUGACAAUGGUGAGCAAGUGACAGAAGAUGGGCUGCGGUAUCCCACGGAAACUCUUGCCUACAGAGUUGUUCAUGUAAAUGGUGCACCUAAUAGUGAACUCGAACUACCUACAAGCCAAGCUCCACUGCAAGUAUUGACUUCACCAAUAAAUGGUCAAUUUUACGUCAUUGGAAGUGCGAACGAUGUCUUCACAACUGCCCAAACAUCAGGAUCUAUUAUUACACCCAAAACAACGGCUACUCUACAGAUAGAAACGACACCUCGCACAAAUACGACUGGUUUGAAAAAGAGGGAUGACAGGCGGAGAGCUACUCAUAACGAGGUUGAACGUCGACGUCGUGAUAAAAUCAAUAACUGGAUAGCAAAGCUUGGUAAAAUUAUUCCCGACUGCAGUUUACCAACGAACGGCAGCAGUGGAGAAGGGAGUAGUAAAUCCAAUUACGAAACACAGAGUAAAGGUGGGAUUUUAGCCAAAGCAUGUGAGUACAUAACAGAGCUGAGAACUGCUAAUCAAUCUAUGAGUUCAUGCGUGCGUGAAAACGAGAAGCUCCUUGAAGAAAACGAGACCCUAAAACAGGUAAUUACUCAGCUCAAGCGAGAAAAUGCCCAUCUCAAAUCGCAAUUGCCAACAGCUCGGGAAGUCAAUGCAGACGUACACAUACUUCCUUAAUCUAUCCAACUAGUAUUGAAUUUCUUCUUUUUAUGUACAUAAUUGAUCUUCUUUUUAAAUUAAUUUUAUUUUUAAAAAAAAUGACUUGUUUGAAAAACUUCUAAAUGAACAAUUCAACCGAUUUUAUGACUGUGCAUAGCAUUUUAAAGAAGCUCUAUUUUUAGAUAAGAACGGGAGUUGCCUUAUAACAUUGAGAAUUUGUAAUAAAAUUUUCAUUAUUAUUUUUAAUGGUAAUUUAACGUAUGUUUUUGUAAAUAAUUAGUAUA
Copidosoma floridanum is the source of this 1140-nucleotide messenger RNA. Its product is annotated as upstream stimulatory factor 1. Lineage: Eukaryota; Metazoa; Arthropoda; Insecta; Hymenoptera; Encyrtidae. Gene Ontology annotation, biological process: regulation of transcription by RNA polymerase II. The record is from RefSeq and is a predicted model, not a curated record. Gene Ontology annotation, molecular function: protein dimerization activity; DNA-binding transcription factor activity, RNA polymerase II-specific; RNA polymerase II cis-regulatory region sequence-specific DNA binding.